UUUUCUUAUAAUAAUGAAGUUUUAACUUGCUUUGUUAAUUAGUGGUUGGGUGAAUAAAAAUGUAUUGAAAGCGGGACUACUACAUUGUGAGAGUAAAUUGGCAACAGUGCUAUUUAUUUCAGCUCUGUUUAAAAAGAAAAAAAGGAAUCUCCAUAUAUCUAGCUUUCUCCUGUGUGAGCACUGUACUUUCGCAAGAUACUUCUGGACAUAGUAGAAAGCAUGGACUGUGGUGGGGAGAGAUUGUGGAUUAGUAGACCAGUUAAGAAGUUUUUAAAAGUAGUCUAGACAAGAGAAGAUUCAAAACUCUAAACCAGACAGUGAAAUUUUUAGAGUGAAAUUGUGAUGAAAGAUUGCUUUGAGACUUUUAUGAAGUAGAAUGAAAAGAUUUGAGGAAGAAUUAGAUGUCAGGGGCUUAGGAAGAAGAAAAAAAUGGAUGAUACUGAAAUUAUAAGCAUCAGAGAAUGCAUAGUUAGUGAUGUCAUAAUAUAAAUGAGAGGUCGAAUCUAUAGUCAGGGUAGGCUUGGUUAAGAGUCAGUGAGUAGUUUUGAAAAUGGUAAAUUAAAGGCACCAUCUUUGGGACUCCUGGGGAAAAACACAAAGCAGUUGGAGAAAGCAAUGCAGCAAGUCUUGGAAAACCUUACAGAGCUGCCUUCAUCUACUGGAGCAGAAGAAAUAGACCUAAUUUUCCUCAAGGGAAUUAUGGAGAAUCCUAUCGUAAAAUCACUUGCUAAGGCUCAUGAGAGGCUAGAAGAUUCCAAACUAGAAGCCGUCAGUGACAAUAAUUUGGAAUUAGUCAAUGAAAUUCUUGAAGACAUCACUCCUCUAAUAAAUGUGGAUAAAAAUGUGGCAGAAUUGGUUGGUAUACUCAAAGAGCCUCACUUCCAGUCACUGUUGGAGGCCCAUGAUAUUGUGGCAUCAAAGUGUUAUGAUUCACCUCCAUCAAGCCCAGAAAUGAAUAAUUCUUCUAUCAAUAAUCAGUUAUUACCAGUAGAUGCCAUUCGUAUUCUUGGUAUUCACAAAAGAGCUGGGGAACCAUUGGGUGUGACAUUUAGGGUUGAAAAUAAUGAUCUGGUAAUCGCCCGAAUCCUUCAUGGGGGAAUGAUAGAUCGACAAGGUCUGCUUCAUGUGGGAGAUAUAAUUAAAGAAGUCAAUGGUCAUGAGGUUGGAAACAAUCCAAAGGAAUUACAAGAAUUACUGAAAAAUAUUAGUGGAAGUGUCACCCUAAAAAUCUUACCAAGUUAUAGAGAUACCAUUACUCCUCAGCAGAGUUACAUCAAUAUGGAGAGGCAUCCAGCAGACAUCCAUCAGGUAUUUGUGAAGUGUCAUUUUGAUUACAAUCCAUACAAUGAUAACCUAAUACCUUGCAAAGAAGCAGGAUUGAAGUUUUCCAAAGGAGAAAUUCUUCAGAUUGUAAAUAGAGAAGAUCCAAAUUGGUGGCAGGCUAGCCAUGUAAAAGAGGGAGGAAGCGCUGGUCUCAUUCCAAGCCAGUUCCUGGAAGAGAAGAGAAAGGCAUUUGUUAGAAGAGACUGGGACAAUUCAGGACCUUUUUGUGGAACUAUAAGUAGCAAAAAAAAGAAAAAGAUGAUGUAUCUCACAACCAGAAAUGCAGAAUUUGAUCGUCAUGAAAUCCAGAUAUAUGAAGAGGUAGCCAAAAUGCCUCCCUUCCAGAGAAAAACAUUAGUAUUGAUAGGAGCUCAAGGUGUAGGUCGAAGAAGCUUGAAAAACAGGUUCAUAGUAUUGAAUCCCACUAGAUUUGGAACUACGGUGCCAUUUACUUCACGGAAACCAAGGGAAGAUGAAAAAGACGGCCAGGCAUAUAAGUUUGUGUCACGAUCUGAGAUGGAAGCAGAUAUUAAAGCCGGAAAGUAUUUGGAACAUGGGGAAUAUGAAGGAAAUCUCUAUGGAACCAAAAUUGAUUCUAUUCUUGAGGUUGUCCAAACUGGACGGACUUGCAUUCUGGAUGUCAACCCACAGGCAUUGAAAGUAUUGAGGACAUCAGAGUUCAUGCCCUAUGUGGUCUUUAUUGCUGCUCCAGAGUUAGAGACAUUACGUGCCAUGCACAAAGCUGUGGUGGAUGCAGGAAUCACUACCAAGCUUCUGACGGACUCUGACUUGAAGAAAACAGUGGAUGAAAGUGCACGGAUUCAGAGAGCGUACAAUCACUAUUUUGAUUUGAUCAUCAUAAAUGACAAUUUAGACAAAGCCUUUGAAAAACUACAGACUGCCAUAGAGAAACUGAGAAUGGAACCACAGUGGGUCCCAAUCAGCUGGGUUUACUGAUGAUUCAGUAAGGUUAACAAUGAAAAUUAAACUUUUCAAAAGUGACUGCAACAAAUAAACCUUCUACUGAGAAAAUACAUCACAGAUAGAAGAUAUCUGCCAAGUUCAGGCAUUUUUAUGGUGUAAAUUGAAAUAACAGUACACUGUUCUGAAUUUUUAUAUAAAAUGUGGUUGGGAAGGUGUACUAAUAUAUAAUUUAUCUUAAUUUUUCUAACUUUGUAUGGAUAAUCUUUCUAUUCAUAUCACAUAAAGAAAUGCGUUGAAGCAUUUUGUAUAUGUUUUGAUUUAGUACCCUUGCCUUUUUCAUCAAAGGAAUUUUCAAAUCAUUCACUCUAACAUUGGUCUCACAUUUCACUGUGAUAAUUAAUAUUACUUGAAAUAGUUUUGUAAAGCUGUCAUUUAGUUCAGUAUUCAAAUAGUGAAGGGUUAGUCUUAUCAGAAGAAAAUAGUUACUGACCUUCCUUAUAAAUUUCUUACAAAAGCAGAAUUUUAAUGUCAGUGUUAAUAGCUAGUCUACUACCAUCUAAAUCUGAUAUCAAAAGUCUGAUCAGUUUAUAUAUUUUCAUUAUUUCAGAGAUGUAUGGCUAUCCAUUUUAAUUUAAACAGAUACAUUAGUUUUGUCUCUUCAUUUCUAUCUUUACUGAAAAAUUGAAGAGCAAUACCUUGCACUCUCUUAUGAAGUUAUUCUUUUUAUUUGUUGCAGUGAUAUACUGAUGCUAACUAAUUUAAUAUGUACACAGUAAGCUCUGGGGUUGGAAGCAAGGUCAUGCAGACUGAGAGAGUGCCUUAUCCUAUAAAACCUUACAGCAAAAUGACACUUGAAGAAAGCUUAUUUAUUUUCACAUGUAAAAUUUUAACUGACAAAAGGACCCUACUACUUUAAACAAUGUUUUUAUUAGAACAUGGUCAGCAAAUGUGUCAUGCCUCUGCAAAUUUUUGUUAUGUUUAAAGAUGCCUCUAAGUUUGCAGUUGGAGGUUUUUGUGAAUAAUUAAUGUGCUUUUAGAAAUGUGAUGUGAUCCUGGGGGUGCCUAUUUUGUCUGUUGUGUUGAGAACCAAAUCCAUUGAACAACUUAAAAAAUUUGGAAAUAAUUGUCAGCUAUUUUGUUUACAUACACACAAAAUAUAUACAUUAUAUAAUAUGUAUAUUAUGUAUUAUAUAAUAUAUAUUAAAUGUUUUGUACAUUUUUUACAUAUCUGUUAAGAAAUCUUUUUUUUUUUUGAGAUGGAGUCUCUCUCCAUUGCCCGGGCUGGAGUGCAAUGGUGUGAUCUUGGCUCUCUGCAACCUCCACCUCCUGGGUUCAUGAGAUUCUUGUGCCUCAGCCUCCCAAGUAGCUGGGAUUACAGAUGCGCACCACCGUUCCCGGCUAAUUUUGUAUUUUUAGUAGAGACAGGGUUUCACCAUGUUGGCCAGGCUGGUCUUGAACUCCUGACCUCAAGUGAUCCCCCACCUUGGGCUCCCAAAGUGCUUGGAUUACAGGCAUGAGCCAUUGCGCCUGGACAGAAAAUGUACUUUUUGUUUAAUGAUUGUGGAAAGAAGUUCUUUAGAUGCAUUGACUUAUAUAAAUUCCCACAUACACCUCAGUUAAUAUCUUCCUUUAGGAUUCUUGGAUAAUAGAAAUUCUUUGUAAAACAUAUUCAGAGAUGCAGUUCAUUAUUAAAUUACAGUAACCAUAUUCAAUAUUGUUGCUAGCUUUCCAUUAAACACUAUUCACACUUUAAAGGCUUACUUACUUAAAUAUUGAUGUUUAUCUUUGUCUGGUGUUAGGCGCCAGACAUGUGACUGCUGAAUUUAUUUUUUCCCUCACCAAAAGUUGUCACAUGGAAUGCCAGCUGGGAGGACUUUGAGGGAAAAGAAAAUAUAUGACAAAAAGCAGUAUUCACGCAUUGUUUAAAAUAUUUUUCACAAUAAAAUAAAACACCCAAGUUGUCA
Messenger RNA from Callithrix jacchus (white-tufted-ear marmoset), 4211 nucleotides. RefSeq names its product protein associated with LIN7 2, MAGUK p55 family member (gene PALS2). NCBI's taxonomy places the organism in Eukaryota, Metazoa, Chordata, Mammalia, Primates, Cebidae. The record is from RefSeq and is a predicted model, not a curated record. Gene Ontology annotation, molecular function: protein binding.